AUGCCGCCUCCCAUCCCUUCUCCUCCCACUUCCACACGCGCCGCCAAUGCACAUCGUCCGAGCACCGCCGUCUCGCAGUCGCGAACUUCAACCCCGAAACAGGCCAGCGGCGGAGCAUCUGGCGGCAUUAGGGCGACCAAGGUCCGAGGGAGCUCGGAUAAAGAGAACAGCGGCGAUGCGGGACACAGUGGAAGGUCUGCUGCGGCGGCAAGAAGAGGCAGCGCUGCUUAUGCGCUGGCAAGUCGCGAGAAGCCGCCCAGUAAGGACGGGACGGUGCAGAGGACGGCGAAAGAAGUCGAGGGCUUAAAGGACUACGUAGGUUCAGCCAUUCCCACUGCACACCGACACGAGUGGAAGUGAGAGGUAGAGAAGGACGGAAGGGGUGGAGUGAAGUGCGAACAACGAGACCAUGUCUCAGUACCCUUCCAUCUUUUCCUGCAUCCUCCAUACGCGCACUCUGCAACCACACGCUUGCAUCCAUGGGCAAAGCUAACAUCUCUCAGCAACUGGGCCAAUGUCUCGGCCGCGGUGCUUUUGGAAGCGUCUACUGCGCCCUCAAUUGGUCCACCGGCGAGACCGUAGCUAUCAAACAAGUCCGCCUCUCCGACAUGCCCAAGACCGAACUGCACGUCAUCAUGCAAGAGAUCGACCUGCUGAAGAAUCUCAACCAUCCGAAUAUCGUCAAGUAUCAUGGCUUCGUCAAGUCCGCCGAUUCACUUUACAUCAUCCUGGAGUACUGCGAGCAGGGGAGCUUGCACAGUAUAUGCAAGAACUUUGGCAAAUUCCCGGAGAACCUGGUUGCUUUAUACAUUGCGCAGGUACUGCAGGGUUUACUGUUCUUGCACGAACAGGGCGUCAUACACCGAGAUAUCAAGGGUGCGAAUAUCCUCACUACCAAGGAAGGAUUGGUCAAGCUGGCAGAUUUUGGUGUGGCGACGAAACAGCAAGGAUUGGCCGAAGGUAGCGUUGUCGGCACGCCGUAUUGGAUGGCACCUGAGGUCAUCGAAUUGUCUGGAGCCACAACCGCCAGUGAUAUCUGGAGCUUGGGAUGUACCGUCAUCGAGCUGCUGGACGGGAGGCCGCCUUAUUACAAGUUCGCACCCAUGCCCGCGCUCUUCCGAAUCGUGAAUGACGACCAUCCGCCGUUACCUGAAGGAGCAAGUCCACUUGUUCGAGACUUCUUGAUGCAGUGUUUUCAAAAAGAUCCAAAUUUACGAGUGUCGGCGAAGAAGCUCCUCAAGCACCCCUGGAUUGUUUCUGCAAAGAAGGCCGACAAAAAGAAGCCCACUGAGUAUGAUGAAGCAGUCAAGAGUGUGCAGGAAUGGAAUGAAGCCCUCAAAGCUAGUCCGCCGCCUGCUCACAUCUCGCAAGGCAACAGUAGGAGACCAUCGGCAAGGACGGGCUCAAGACCCGUCUCUAGAGGUACAUCGAAGACAACUCUCAAUGGACCAAGAACACGGCCUGAGCAAACGUCAAAGCCGGCUUUCAGACUUGCCACAAGAAAGUCGCAAGCAGCCGACGCUCUCCAGUCGCCUCCAAACGAUGAAAGCGGCAACAAUUGGGAUGCUGACUUCGACUCACUAACCUCUGGCAUAGCUGGACUGAAAAUACCGGAACGUCUCAAACCUCAGGACAAUUUUGCUGGUCUUUUCAGCUCUGAAAAGCUGAAGCGAUAUGCCAACUUUGACGCUAUCCCGGAGACAGAUGGCAAAGUCGAAGAAUGGGACGAAGAAUUUGAAGGUGACUUGACUGUGCGCUCGCCUCUACAGUUGGCGAAAGGAGACGCCGUGGAGACUGUCCGGCCAUUCUAUCCGUCCAGGAUGACAUCCGACGAAAUCAAGCAUCAGCCGCCUCCGCCAUCUAGUGUAGCGAAGAGGAAAGGAUCCACCGAGAAGCGCGAGCGCAAGACUAGUCAGAGCUCACAGCCACAGACGCAAAUCUUGCGACCUGCGCAGAAACAGUCUGCGAUACCAAAGCCUCGAGCGACUCCGCCUCCGAUUCAAAAGAAAAUCAUUCCUGCUGCGGCCAAUAAGGACAGGUUUCGUGAAGAUGAGGAAGAAGACUAUUCUGAUCUUGUGCCUAAUGAUGAGGACGCCUUCAUCAAGAAGCUGGCUGGAUUUUCCCCGAAUCGCUUCAAUGCGAAAGACCUGCAGAGCAUGCAAACGAAAUUAGGUGGGAGCAUGAGAAGGCGUAGGACGCACACACCAACCCAGCUAGUCCAUGAUGCAGCUGCCAUGAAAAGGACGAGGAGCUUCCUUGAGAUUCAGAAAUACGCCGAAGAUGACGAUGACGAGGACUUCACCGAUCUGGUAUUCGACGAGCAGCCGAUGAACUUAGCACAGACUGGUACGACCAAGAGCCGCUUGUCGCCGAAAUCUGCGUCAACUGCGAGCGAGUCCACGUCAGAGAAGGGGACUCUCAAAUUGACGAAUUCCAUUAGCUGGGGUGAAGAUGAGGAUGAAGACGAGGACGACCCUUUCGCGGCUCUUGAAGAGGAGCUCGAUGCCGUCGACCUAGAGUCGAAUGUCGCAAGAGACAAGCACGCUCGUCUUUGCGCCGACGUUGAACAGCUUGUCUCAGAGCUCAAGAUCAGCCAGUCUGAGGAAGUUCUCAUGGACAUCGUCGACCAACUCUUAAUCAUCCUCACAGAGUCCGCAGAUGUCAAGUCUGUCAUUGUCAGCAGUCAUGGUAUGCUUCCCAUCUUGGAGAUUCUGGAGCAGUCUGUAAGACCGCAUAUCAUCAUACGUCUGCUCAAGAUGGUCAACUUCAUCUUACACGACAACAUCGAAGUGCAGGAAAACAUGUGUUACGUUGGUGGAAUACCAAUCAUCACAAAAUUUGCGCAUAAGAAGUUCAGCUCGGACAUCCGGGUGGAAGCAGCCGCUUUUGUCCGAAUGAUGUACCAAAACCAAAUGACCCUGCAGAUGUUCAUCAGCUGUGGCGGUCUGAACGUCUUGGUUGAGUUCUUAGAGGAAGACUACGACGUCGACACUGGUCGCGAGCUGGUCCUGGUUGGCGUCAAUGGCAUCUGGAGUGUAUUCGAGCUUCAAGGUCCGACACCCAAGAACGACUUCUGCCGCAUCUUCUCUCGCAGCGCGGUGUUGUAUCCACUCUCACUUGUUCUGAAUCGGGUCUUGGACGAAGAAGGCAACCUGGCGCAAAUCAUCGAAGGGCGCAUCGUUAACAUCUUCCUGCUCUUCUCGCAGGCGGAGAAUCAUGUCAAAGAGAUAGUCGCUGAUCGAAUGGUCCUCAAGCGUGUUCUGAAAGACCUUCGACGGAUGACACCCCAGCAUCAGAUUACGAUGUUAAAGUUCAUCAAGAACUUGUCCAUGCUUGCGACAACCCUGGACGCUCUGCAGAACAGUAAUGCCAUUGAGGUUCUUACCGACCUGCUUGGCGCCAGCAUGAAAGAGAAGCACUUCCGCGAGAUUUCGAAUCAGGUGCUCAACACCAUGUACAACCUUUGCCGACUAUCGAAAGCGCGACAAGAGGAUGCCGCACUUUCUGGCGUCAUACCAUUACUUCAACGCAUUGUGCAGACCGAGCGGCCGCUCAAGGAGUUUGCACUGCCAAUCCUCUGCGACAUGGCGCAUUCUGGCAAAGUUGGUCGCAAAGUGUUGUGGCAAAACAAAGGUUUGCAAUUCUAUGUGUCCUUGCUUGCGGAUCAGUAUUGGGCCGUCACGGCUUUGGACGCAAUCUUUAUCUGGCUGCAAGAAGAGACUGCUAAGGUCGAAGAACACUUAUUGGCACCAUCCAUCUGCUUCGCAGAGAAAAUGGUCGUUUGCUUCAAUGAGAGCAAAGCCGAUGUUGUCGAAGGCUUACUUGAGCCGUUGCAGAAAUUGCUUCGUCUCUCCCCCGCAGUGGCAGCAAGCUUGAGUCAAGGUUCGCUCUUCGAAAGGGUGAGAAUGAGACUGGUUGGCGGCAAGAAGCCUGUCGUCCGUCUGAAUCUCCUCCGCGUCAUCAGAAGUAUUUGCGAGGCAUGCGAAGACCAAGGUUCUUUACUGCGCCAAUACGGGCUACUUGACGCAGUGAAGGAUCUCGAACGCCACGACCCGGCCAUAUUGGUUCGUAACCUGGCGGAAGAGCUUGUUCGUCACUCAGAACAUGCCGAAGCCAUCGCUGCCGCAGGCGUUGGUGGAGGAAGAGCUUAUGCCAUGCGACGCAGCUCCAGUAGCACCAUGACACCUCCCGCCGCGCUGCUUAAUUCCUCGGCAGCUAGCACGCCGCUUGGAGCAAGCAGCCUUGGUCUCGGUUUUGGAGGCGAGAGAAAUGCUAGUCGCAGUUACUUUGACCUCUCCAUGCCCUCACCAGCUGCAAGGGGCUCUCGUCAAGAACGAGAAUCGCCUUACAGACCCGUCAGUCGUGGACGAGAGAGCAGUGCUGGAUCCGGCUCGAGUGUCGGUAGCGUCGCUGCGGCCCACCAUCGGCCUUCUACCUCGCUCGACGCGGGUGGCAUCAAUGGCCUCGCUGUUAGUCGCAGCAGUAGCCGGAUGCCGCCGCCGCCUCUUGCGCCUGCAUCCUCGAGUAGUGGCGGUGUAGGAGGAAGGAUGCAAAGGCCACCGAGCAGAUUGAGUCUGGCGCCUGUCUUUGGUGAGGAGAGGAGGAAGAGUACCGCCGGAUUGAGUUCUGCGGGAGAAGAUGAACAGAUCACACCUACACAUGUCCCGGCUUCCGCCGGGACGAGGAGCUCCACCAGCGCGAACUUUGCUGCGAUGAGAAGAUGCAGAAGACAGACGAGCUCGACUGUGGAGCGUGGCUCGUCUGGACGUUGA
Molecule: messenger RNA, 4772 nt
Organism: Lecanosticta acicola
Lineage: Eukaryota; Fungi; Ascomycota; Dothideomycetes; Mycosphaerellales; Mycosphaerellaceae
Source: the annotation of a GenBank genome assembly